Molecule: messenger RNA, 432 nt
Organism: Symbiodinium pilosum
Lineage: Eukaryota; Dinophyceae; Suessiales; Symbiodiniaceae
Source: the annotation of a GenBank genome assembly
GAUGGGAGCAAUCUGCAUCUGAGCGAGGUCGACGACAGCCUGGGCAAGGCGCUGAGCCACAGCGGCGAGCUGGAGAAGAGGGCUCAGCACCUUCAGGCGCACUUUCAGAAAGCCAUGAAGGGCAUUGGCGACAUCAACAGGUUGUGCGACGAGGCUGACGCAUCGGUGGCGCGUAACCAGGCCCUGUUGAACCGGUCCGCACAUCGAAUUCAUGACUUGAACGAGCGCUUGCAGCAGCUCAUCCAGGCCAGCGCAGAUGGCAGGGAUUCGGCUGCAACGUCUGGAUCUGGCGCAGCGCUGCCGCAUCGAAAUGGUGUUGAAGGGCGCGUGAAGACGAAGGGCAAGCCAAGCGCAGGAGUUCGAAGGCCCCUGAACCGCCAACAUAGCAGAGAUGACUCCACCGUCGCGAGCCUCAAGCCAAACAGUGCCGAA